This is a messenger RNA of Drosophila miranda, 514 nucleotides long. RefSeq names its product gamma-secretase subunit pen-2. Gene Ontology annotation, biological process: Notch receptor processing. The record is from RefSeq and is a predicted model, not a curated record. Lineage: Eukaryota; Metazoa; Arthropoda; Insecta; Diptera; Drosophilidae. The coding region runs from base 157 to 462 and encodes 101 amino acids. Gene Ontology annotation, cellular component: gamma-secretase complex. The transcript has 3 exons.
UACCAUCAGAUACAGAGCGAAAAGAGGAAAAAUAUUUACCAAUUCUGUAUCCAAUCCAACCUACGUGCGUUUAAAAACAACUACGAUAUUUGCUCACACAACCGGUCAGACAACAUAAAAGCUUACAAAGCAACGCCUACGCACAGAAAAUGUAUCAUGGACUUCUCAAAGGCACCCAAUCCACGAAAACUGCAACUCUGCCGUACAUACUUCUAUGCUGGAUUUGCCCUUCUGCCCUUCGUGUGGGCCAUCAAUGUUUGCUGGUGCUUUGAGGAGGCAUUCCGCAAACCCCCUUUCCCGGAACAGAGCCAAAUAAAACGAUUUGUCAUAUAUUCCGCAGUGGGAACGCUUUUGUGGAUCGUUGCGCUCAUAGCUUGGAUCAUCAUAUUCCAGACGAAUCGCACCGCCUGGGGCGCAACCGCCGACUACAUGAGCUUCAUGAUUCCGCUAGGCAGUGCAUGAGAAAAUGGCCAAGAACUUUAGGCAUAAGUAACUUAUGAAAUUAUUUACGUAU